AUGAUAGAUGAAAUCAAAUUACUAGUAGAGAUCCAAUUCAUAGCAACAGGAAGGAGAAAAGUACUAAAUGAAUACCUACUUACUAUGAAGUUGUCACCUGGUGUUUUUCAAAAAUUUUUAACAGUAGAAAGUGUUAGAGAGGUUUUUCACAUUUCCUGUGUGACCACUGACAUGGUAUGGAUUAGUGAUCCAAAUGGACAGAUAAUACUGACAAACAGAAAAGGUACUCGUUUACACACUUUGACAGAUACAGUUGGUCGCACUGGAGGACACACUGUGACCAGUAAGGGGACACUGAUUUAUAUAGACAAGUAUUAUAACAUCAACAAAUUGUCCAAAGACAACAAAACAGAAUAUACAUUUGUAAAGAGUACAGAAACAUGGGGAGCAAGGUGUGUCUACUGCUCUCCUAUCAAUGAAGAUCUCCUGGUUGGGAUGAGGAGAUAUAAAAAAGAUAACCCUACAAAUAAUGAUGCCAAAGUAAUGCGGUAUAGCAUUGAAGGUCGAGAAAUUCAGACAAUACACCACAGUAACACAGGUCAAAAACUAUAUAAAUUUCCUAAAUACAUCACAGAAAACCAUAACGGAGAUAUAAUUGUGUCCGAUUUAUAUAACCACGCGGUAGUGGUGACAGAUCGUGGGGGAAGACAUCGCUUCUCCUACACAGGACUUCCACCAAAAUCACAAUUAUCACCACAAGGAAUCUGUGUAGAUGGGCUAUCACACAUUCUUGUGUCGGAUGCUAUAAGCAACACGGUUCAGAUGGUUGACAAAGACGAUAACUUUAUAACAUUGUUGUUCAACAUAAAAUUCAUGAUACAAGCAACUCAGGCAUUGGGUUAUGACAACAGAAGUCACCUACUUUGGACUGGAACAUCGGAUGAUGACAACACAUUAUGUGUUUACAGAUACAUAUUCCAAAGAAAUCAUCUCAUUUAA
Messenger RNA from Saccostrea cuccullata (small rock oyster), 939 nucleotides. RefSeq lists its product as uncharacterized. The record is from RefSeq and is a predicted model, not a curated record. Gene Ontology annotation, biological process: protein polyubiquitination; negative regulation of translation; proteasome-mediated ubiquitin-dependent protein catabolic process. Gene Ontology annotation, molecular function: ubiquitin protein ligase activity; translation repressor activity. The transcript has a single exon. The coding region runs from base 1 to 939 and encodes 312 amino acids. NCBI's taxonomy places the organism in Eukaryota, Metazoa, Mollusca, Bivalvia, Ostreida, Ostreidae.